Molecule: messenger RNA, 1993 nt
Organism: Drosophila santomea
Lineage: Eukaryota; Metazoa; Arthropoda; Insecta; Diptera; Drosophilidae
Gene: Mst84B
Product: axoneme-associated protein mst101(2)
Exons: 2
Coding region: 113-1762 (549 amino acids)
Source: RefSeq, a predicted model, not a curated record
UUAGGAAUAUCAUGGCGCAGAUCGGGUCAAAAUCAUACUAAUUUUUGCAUUUCAACCCGAUUUGUUUUUUAAAUUAUCUGUAAAAUUUUGGAACCAAUACCUUAAAAAAAACAUGUUGAAAAGAGCCUCGUUGGCGUUGAGCUACUACCCUGAUGCCUGUUUCCGUGUCUGCAGUUGUAGCACGUGUCUCCGAAUGUAUCACGUGGUAAAAUGCAGGGAGGAUCUGAAUGUUGUUCAGAAGUCAAAUCAGGACUAUAGGAGAACGCCGAAAGAGCUGCACAGCGUGCUGACUUGCCAGAAGGGUACUUACGAUAUCCUAAGUCAUCGACCCGAUCAGCCGCUGCGAAGUGCGUUCCUGAAAGAUCUGGAGAAACACCUGAACCAGAGAAUCCUGAGAAAAGAGUUUUUGGGUCGUGAGAUGACGUCCUUUAAGCGAGAAAUUUUCUGCGAAACAGCCAGUUCCGCCGAUGGGUGUGGGGAGGAAAAGUGCGGGACAGGGUCGAGUAGGGGUAAGAAAAAACGUGGAAAGUGUGGAAAGGGUGGUGGAAAGAAAGGGGAUGAUGGAGAAGAUGACAUGGAAAGGCUGAAAAAGCGGUGCAAGGAGUUUCGGUCCGAGAAAAAGUUAAACAAGUGCAGGGAAAAGGUUGCAAUGAAUAAGUGCAAGAAAAUGGCAAAGGCGAAAAAAUGUCAGAAAAAGAACAAAAUAGAGCAAUGCAUGAAGUGUGUCAAAAAAGAAAGAGGAGAUGAGGAUGAGGAAUGUGAGGUAGAGAAAAAAUGCCCCGACGAGGAGGAAGAGUUGGAAAAGCUGAACAAGGAAAUCCAGAAAUUGGCCGAUCAAAUGAACUGCGAAAAGUUGGCAAAAAUAGAAGCCAUCAAACAAGCCUGUCGAGAAGAAAAAGAAAAGGAAGAGUGCGCCCGGUUAGCUGCAGAAGCCCGGAGAAGAGCCGAAGAAGAAAGAAAACGCGCAGAAGAGGAGGCCAGGAGAAUGGCCGAAGAGGAAGCCAGGAAAGGGCCUGAAGAAGAUCUGUGCGAAAUCAAGAGACAGUGCACCCUGCUGGCCAAGGAGGCGAGAAAGAAGGCGAAGGCCAAGCAGAAAAAACUAAAGGCCCUAGCCGCGAAAGCCAGGGCCAAGAAAAUGAAGGAGCAGUGUAAGAAAAUAGCCGCAAUUCAAAAGUGCCGCCAACAGGCGAAAAAGGAUCAGGCCGACAAGGAUAAGGCGGAAUGCGAAAAGGCCGCCAAGGAGGAGGCUGACAGACUUAAAGCCUUGCAAGAGGCUGAGCUGGCCAGAAAAAGAGCCGAAAGCGCAGAUAAGGCCAAAAAAGCAAUGUGCCAGAAAAUCAAUAAACAGAAAAAACCAAAAGAAGAUGUAUGCGCUAAAUACAAGUUCAAAGAAGCAGUCCAAGUUAAAAAGGAAGCGAGCAAAUCUGCACAAGUAUCGGAUGUAAAAGAGAAUAGCAAAAAGGAGAUCGCCAAAACGCCACCCCCGCCUCCUCCCCAACCACCAAAAGCUGCUAAUCCAUCCCCUACACCUCCACCACCCUCACCACCCAAACCCAAACCCAAACCCAAAGCCAAGCCCAAUCCCGACGGACUGUUCCAGAUAUGCAAAAAAAUAGCCGAAAAGAAGCUUAGACAAAGGAAAAAGAAAAUCAAGGUCCUUAAGGCCAAAUGCAAAAAAAUAGCUCUUAAGGAACAGUGCAAGUGUGAGAGGAAAGCAAGAAAGGCCAAGGAACUGGAUGAAUACUGCAAGAAAAAGAAGUAAACAUGGAACAAUAACACCCCUCGAAGUUCAUUGAUCUUCCAAUGCUCCAUAUAAAACAAGUUCCUAUAAACUCAACGCAUUUGGCUCGCAGGUUUGGCUAGGCCCAUCAAUUCUUCAUUCUUUUGUGUUUUAUUACGAUAACAGUCGUACAUCAGUUUUAGGCACUAUUGCUGGCUUAUAAAAUUAAAAAAAAACAAAUUAAAUUUGAGCAUUAAAAAUCGGAAUUGACAA